Molecule: messenger RNA, 2412 nt
Organism: Penicillium malachiteum
Lineage: Eukaryota; Fungi; Ascomycota; Eurotiomycetes; Eurotiales; Aspergillaceae
Exons: 11
Coding region: 1-2412 (803 amino acids)
Molecular function (GO): metal ion binding
Source: RefSeq, a predicted model, not a curated record
AUGGAGAACGGGUCAACUGACAAUAUAGCGGGUCCGGAGCCCCAGGUCUAUCGGACUGAGCAGCCCCCCUUGACAGGCGAUGAGUUGUCAACUACAACUUCGUCCCAUGGCGUUACAUCCGCGCCAGAAUCUAAGAACUCUCGCCAAUCAUCGUCGAAAAGACGUGGGAAAUGUCGAUACUUUGCGAGUAAGAAGGGUUGCCGCGCUGGUGCUCAGUGCCCGUACACUCAUGAUGCCGCAGCUGGCGAGCAAAAUGUGACUCCAGCCGAUCAGCAGUCUGGAUCUCAUGCUCCGAUCAGUACCGGCCAGAAUCCAGACCGCAAUGUAUCGAGUGGAGCUCAGAAUAAGAUUUCCGGUGACCUCCAAUCUAAACAGACAACAACCCUUUCACAUGCCAAUCAGCCUCAAAGGCCCGUUUCAAAGGUCGAGCAAAAGGACCCGAGAGAGUUUCAGCUAAACCAAUUGCGACGACGUUUCCAGCCAAAGGAAACAAAAGACGACAAUGAAUCUAUUCUAGAAUUUGGGCUGCCUCCGUCCGAUCCAGACUUUCCGUUUGAGUUGGAUAAGCUGCAAUGUGUGCUGCAUGUCCCAAUGGCAUACCCUGCCACAGGAAGACCCUCACUUACAGUAACUAACCCUGAAAUGGAACCUGCAUAUCAAGCGAACGUCGCGAGAGGCUUCAAUGAUAUUGUGGAUCAUACGUUAAGGACAGGUGGCCGUGGAACGCUACUUAAUUGGCUAAACAAUCUUGAUAGGCAGCUAGAGAGGCUUCUCACCACUCUCGAGCAAGGCCCCAAGCUCAAAUUCGUGUCUAAUAUUGGCAAUGGAACUAGCAGCAAAGGACCGGAGUCAACAAAGCCGGUGUCUCGUAUGGAAUCCGAAUUGACGAUACUGCCAAAACCAGCAUCAACUAGUGCUCCGAAAGCAACACCAAAGCCUCCUGUUUUAGUGAAAACCUACACAGCUGAGCAAAAGGCGCAAGCUGAAAAGCGAAGAGCAUUAGAGACGAAGCAACUCGAGGCUCGCCUUGGUAGACUUCCAUUAUUUCAGAAGCGAUCAGAUGGUGUUUUCGUUGUUCCGAUUCAAUCCACCAAGAAAGAUCGCCUGCCUGGUUCACUCCAGACUAUGAAAACAGUGAAACUUCUGGUGCCUUCGCUGUAUCCACUUGAACAUUCCGCAAUUGAGAUACAAGGUAUUGAUAGCCCAGAGGCGAGAUCUGUGGAGUCUGGCUUUGCACAAUGGGUGGAGAAAAACUCCCAGUUGAACCUGGUCUCGCAAAUCAAUUACUUGGCUAGUAAUAUACACAACUUUGCCAAGACACCUUUGCCUGAAGUUGCUGAGCAAUCGCAACAUGAGUAUCCUCAGACGACCAUUGAUACAGAGUUACCCGAGCAAGAAAAGCCCAACUCUGUGCUGGAAGUCGAAGACCCAGAUCGGCCACAUCUGCACGUCAUUCCACGCCCGCCUGAGUGGUCUUUCCAAGAAAACGAAAGCGGUAGCGACCUGUCAGAAUCCAGUUUUGAAGAAUCCGAAGACGAGGACGAGGACGAUGAAGACGACGAAGGCGCAAGUGAAGGAGGUGCACCCGUUCCUAUCACAGCUGAUACACCUGGGCGAGGUGUCGCCCUGUCCUUUCCCUUCCUAGAGCUUUAUGGAAUCGAGCUUCUGGAGAUUUUGCAUCUUGCCAUCACGGUCAAAUGUGAAAGAUGCAAGGAGUCUAUGGAUAUCAAGAAUGUUCCUAAUAUUACGGACCCGAAGAACGCACCUAAAACCGAAUCUUGCAGAAAAUGUGCCAAUUCUAUGAGCAUUGGUUUCCGCAAGCAAUUGAUGCACUCGCAUGCUAAUCGUGCUGGAUAUCUGGACUUGGAUGGCUGCACCAUCGUGGACCUUCUUCCAAGCAACUUUAUCCCAACCUGUUCUGAGUGUUCCACGCCAUACCAUGCUCCUGGAGUAUCUGCAGUUCGCGGAGAGAGUGCUAUGGCGAUAUGCAGACAUUGUCACCGGAAAAUGGUCUUCAAGGUUCCUGAAGUAAAGUUUCUGCUCGUUGGAAGCGCUGCAAAGAGGUCCUCGGGAUUGUUGCAGGUCAAGAGCUUCCACGACGUGGUCGUUGCCAACAUUACACAAAAAGUUACCGUUGGUUUAGAUUCAGCUGUUGCGCUAAGGUCUUUCCUUGCGACAGACCAUCCGAAUGAACACGCAAAUCGUAUGAUUUGUGGCUUCUGUUCUCGCGAACAAGUCUACCGACCCGAGAAUUGCGGUAUUUGCAAGGCAGUGCUUAUUGGCAAAGCUGGACGUGGGUUCUGGGAAGGAGGUAAAGGAACGAGAAAUCCUGCUUUGAUGAGCAGAAAAGACCCUCGGAAAUACAAGCGUCGCGGAGCGAAUCCGCCUGGUGGAUCGUCGAAGAAGAAAUAG